CCGACGCGAAGUGAUACACCGUUCCUUAUUCGUAAUUUAAACUUCGUACUCCCAUCGAAAACUCUGACACUUCACACACAGCUUAAACAUUGACGUUCGAAAACUUAGUGAAAAGUGACAAAAGUGUAAUUUUUUUUUUAUCGUGAAUUUUAUAACAAUGUGUAAUGUAAAGUUGAUGUGACAAGUUGCGGUUAAAGUUCAGAACCGUUCUGGAUGUACGUACUAGUUUAUAUAUUGCGUGUAUGAAUUUACUUGUAUUAGCUAUACAAAGUGCCGUGUUAAGAAAAGAACAAUUUUGAAGAUAUCAUAUUAAAAUUUCACUGGUAUGAGACAAGGACAAAAAGAACUCUAGUGAUGUGACGUACAUAAUGUGGUGUCGCGUCACUCAGACGCAGCGGACUGUUGAACUAGUGAUGUGCAAUUGACAAAAAUAUCGAUAGUCGAUAAAAUCGUGAAUAAAUAACGAAUGAAUACACUCAUGCUGACGACAGGUACAAUAGAAGAUCAGCCCAUGGACGGCAAUAUGCCUUUUUCUUCUUACAACAUGAUGGACUCAGGAGGUGCAGGUAUCGAGUCACCCCCAACAUACCACCGAAGUUACGAACAGUACGUUCAAGGAGCUGUUGAGAAUAGCACCGAUUCAGUUCAAGAUCAGACCACCCCGGAGCUUGUCGUCUGGUCUACGCUACCAUACGGCUUGGAUUACAGGGCGCAAUACGACUACAGAAGCCCUUAUGAUACAUCUCGGGAUUAUUCUUCCCAGCAAUACGCAAGAGCGCCGUUUACCACAAAGAUGGGUCAGGCGAAAGCUUUAAAGGAAGCUAGGAUACGAAGACCCAUGAACGCAUUCAUGGUAUGGGCGAAGGUAGAGCGAAAGAAGUUGGCUGACGAGAAUCCUGAUCUUCACAAUGCUGACUUAAGUAAAAUGCUAGGUAAAAAAUGGCGUUCACUUACACCGCAAGACCGGCGACCAUUCGUGGAGGAAGCUGAAAGACUGCGUGUCAUCCACAUGACGGAACAUCCAAACUACAAAUACAGGCCACGCCGACGAAAACAAAACAAAGCGAGACCGAACCAGCCCGCCACGCCAUCUAGUGCACCACCAUCUGCCUCAGCAACUUUAGGAUCUCCUUACGCCAACGCCAACGACUCUCCUGACGCACGUUUUUCUCAUAACCCGGGAGCUGGUUUCUCCCCUUACCGAACCUCACCUCUCGCUUCAGACUCUUAUCAAUCUAACCAGUUUAACGGCCACGUUCAAACCCCCGAAUCAUCACCCGCUAGGUCUCCUGAGCCCCAAGGAAGAAGAAGCGCACCAGCCGAAGCCCCUUUGCCUACCCCAGAUGCAUCGCCAGUAGAAAAUGAAAAAGAAAAUUUCCAGUACGAGGAAAGACGACGAGCCAUUAACGCAUCGUCGAUGUCGGACUCGUAUUCCUACAAAUCAUAUCGGACGCCUGGUUCAUUUUCUCCGGCUCCAGUCGCUGCUAUGGGCAUGGCUAAUGGUAUGUACGUAAUGUGCACCCAAAGGACAUUAGCUGAGCAGCCACCAUUGGUUACUGGCACGUUUUUCCCGCCAGUAGCAACGUCUCAAGAUCAGCAGGCCUUGGGAUCAUCUGCGCCAAGAGUUUCGUCCGCACCAAGUGGACCUCUGACUACGGAGUAUAGCAUUCAGUAUCAUCCGUACGACCAGUACGAUCAGAUGUAUAAAACUGAGGAUUCCUAUGUUUCACACUACCCUGACCAACCUAAAACUGAGUACGAAGAAUAUAAUGCAGGUGGAACUUAUUUUGCGGAAGAGCCACCGAACCAGCCUCAAGAAACGGAUCAAGGUAUGAUGAAUCCUCGAACUGAGAUGCGAACAGGGUCUCCAGAAUCAGACCUGGAUGCACGCGAGUUUGAUAAGUACUUGGACUAUGGAACGGAAGGGGCCAUGGAGCAGUACAGAUACGAACAACAGCAGCAGCAGCAAUAUAGACAGCAGUAUUGCGGAGAACCAGCACCUGGUCCGGAAUACUGUUCAGAGAGAAUGUACCCCUCUCCUUACGCUUCUGUAAUCUCAGGAACUCCCCCCGCGGGACCGUAUACACCGGCACCCCCUGGCACAGAUGUGAGACCCGACGAUGAGUUCAGCGUCAUACUCGCGGGUGUCAGACAAACAUGCUACAGCAACUGACUAUAAGAAAAUUCUAGAAAUAUAGGAACUCUUUUAAAGUAGCCCAAAGAGUUAUUUUUUGAGAUCGGUGAUGUAUUAUCGUUAUAAAUAUAUAAGCUUUGUUAUCAUUGAAUCUUGAUUGUUCAAAACUUUUUUUUAAAUAAAAUGAAUUGUUUUUAAUGUAAAGGAAAUUAAAGCUAUUAUUACAUUUUUUAAAUAUUCGAAAUUGAAUGUAUUUCAUUCAAUUGUCACGUGAUUGUCUUGUUAGUAUGUCAAAUGUAUUAUCAUAUUGUGUAGGCAAGUAAGAUGGACUGAGCGAAUAGCCCUCUAAAAUUGAACUCCUUACCACUUUCUGUGAGCUACACUUUCGACUUCUACUUUGGAUAGAGAAAAUUACUGGUCAAAAGAUCGCUUGUUCUCUUUCAUAACCGACCUUGGUUUUACUUCAAAGCUUCGUCAGUCCACACUCUGUCUCAGUAUAUCCUCAAGAAAAUAUUCCCGAUUUUUGUAAUCAUUUUAUUGUAAAUAUAAAAAUUAAGUAUUUUUAGAUCCAUUUUUAUUCGAAUAAUCAUUCGUUGUGAAACUCGAAAUAAAUGUUGAAUUAUUGAGCUUGAAAUAUCAGGUGUUGUUUCUUGUUUAAAAAAAAAUACAGUAGUAUUUUUUUUUUAUUUUUUAUAUCGUAAACAACUGUUGAUUAUUAUGUAUUUGGUGCUAAAUACAACAGUACUAAUAUACAAAACCUAUAUCCAGAGGUAUCGUUUCCUAUGUAAAAGAUUAUUUAUUUGUAUACUAUUUUUGUAUAUUUUAAAAAACGAAAAAAAAAGUGAAACAUUAAAAAAUUAGUUCUUCCAUUAAGGCUGUAGAUAUAGUAAUUCAAUUAUUGUUAGUUUAUAAUUUGUCUGUAUAAAUUGUAAGAGCAUAUAAUGAAAAUAUCUCAUAGUUUAUAAUAUAAUUUGUACUAAAAUUUUAGUUGAAAUAUUAUUAAGUUUAAGCAAUUUUUUAGUUUUAGUUGAAUAAAAAACUCGCACUGCGAAACUACGACCUUCCUGUUUUGUAAGAAAAUUUAUAAG
Nymphalis io (European peacock) is the source of this 3222-nucleotide messenger RNA. It is a transcript of the gene Sox15, whose product is annotated as putative transcription factor SOX-15. NCBI's taxonomy places the organism in Eukaryota, Metazoa, Arthropoda, Insecta, Lepidoptera, Nymphalidae. The coding region runs from base 467 to 2173 and encodes 568 amino acids. Gene Ontology annotation, biological process: regulation of DNA-templated transcription; anatomical structure morphogenesis; cell differentiation. Gene Ontology annotation, molecular function: DNA-binding transcription factor activity, RNA polymerase II-specific; RNA polymerase II cis-regulatory region sequence-specific DNA binding. The record is from RefSeq and is a predicted model, not a curated record. The transcript has 4 exons.